Schistocerca serialis cubense is the source of this 5562-nucleotide messenger RNA. Its product is annotated as trithorax group protein osa-like. Gene Ontology annotation, cellular component: nucleus. NCBI's taxonomy places the organism in Eukaryota, Metazoa, Arthropoda, Insecta, Orthoptera, Acrididae. The record is from RefSeq and is a predicted model, not a curated record. The coding region runs from base 320 to 3439 and encodes 1039 amino acids. The transcript has 7 exons. Gene Ontology annotation, molecular function: transcription coactivator activity. Gene Ontology annotation, biological process: positive regulation of transcription by RNA polymerase II.
UUAUUUGAUAUUGCCAACGAAAUAAAACAAUAUUUACGUUACAGAGGCGCUCAGUUGAUGGUCAGUGUGUGACAAAAGCAAGCGCCCUACACAUUCCUUUGAUGGAAAGGAUGAUUACAUCGCUAUAAUUUUUUGUAUCAUUUUUGGUGAAUCCGAUAGAAUUUAGAGAGUUGCAGACACAGUAUUUGUUGGGUUGACACCAGCCAUUUCGUUUUCACUCAGUGUUUACGGCUUUGUGCGUUUGUGACGAUUCGUGGGAAGUAAUUGUACAGAGAGAAAUUUUAAACUUUCGUUGAAUAGUUUUGUUGUGAAGAAAACCAUGUCUGUCGCCUUCGUACAGCGCGGUAGGCCACCGCCGAAUCCCAUGCAGAUACAGAAGAUGUUGGAUGAAAACUGCCACCUUAUUCAGACUAUCCAAGAAUAUCAGAGCAAGGGAAAAGCACAGGAGUGCAUGCAAUACCAGCAAAUACUACACCGUAAUCUGGUGUACCUUGCGUCCAUUGCUGAUGCCAAUCAGAACAUCCAAGCAAUUUUGCCUCCUCCAGGUGCUCCACAGCAUGGCAUGCAUGGACCACCACCUUCAGGGCAGCCAGGUGGGCCAGGUGGACCUGGUGGACCUGGUGGUCCCUCACCAACACCGAGUGGUGAGAUGCCUCCAAAUACACAAGGGCCUAUGCAGACUUUCCCACAGCAGCAGGGAGGCUACAGAGGUCAAAUGAUGCCAUCGCAGCAAGCGAUGCCCCAGCGACCUGGAGCAACGUCCGGACCACAACAGUAUCGAGGAGCUUAUCCUCAGCAGGGACCGCAGGGCUAUCCAGGACAGUAUGCAAACCAGUCUCAGGGUCCCCCACAGAGUUACUGUCCUCCAAUGGGACCCCAGCAGGGGCCACAAGGGCCCCAGCAGGGGCCACAAGGAACCCAGCAGGGGCCACAGGGACCCCAGCAGGGGCCACAGGGACCACAGCAGGGGCCACAGGGACCACAGCAGGGUCCACAGGGACCACAACCAGGACCACAGCAAGGGCCACCAUCACAACAACAAGGGCCACCACAGCAGCAGGGCACUGCACCACCAUCACAACCACAACCACAGCAGCAGCAGCAACAACAGCAGCAGCAACAACAACAACAGGCCCCAGGACAAUCACAGUCUGCACCACCACCACCUCCACCACAAGCAACACAGGGAUCUGCACAAACACAACAACAAGGUCCUCAACCACCACAGUCAACUACUGGUACUGGGCCACAGCAGAUGUCUGUAAACUCUGCCCCACAGCAGGGUAGUAGUUACCCACCAGGUGCACCAAGUACCACAUAUAGUGGGCCUUCAUCACAGCAACAACAGCAGCAACCACAGCAGCAAGGUUAUGGACAAGGAGGAGCACCACAGCAAACACCUGGUUCCUUGCCAUCACAGCAGCAACAGCCACAGUCACAGCAGCAGCAGCAGCAGCAACACCAACAACAGCAGCAGCAACAGCAACAACCACCACCCUCCCAGCCUCAGGCACAACAGCAGUUAUCUGGAGGAUAUGGACCGUCACCCCCUACCACUACAUCUGUUGGGACUGGUCCCAGCUUCAUCAGUCAGGGGCCUGGACAACCACCUCAGGGUAGUAAUUACGGCAGUGGGCCCACUGGACCAAAUUUACCUUCACCAUAUGGACCACCACCUCCAGGAUCUGGACAGGCAUUAUCACAGUCAACACCUAGUGGCUAUCAAGUGUCAAGUGGUACGCCAUCUCAUCAGGCUAACAGUGGCUACAGUCAUGGGCCAAUUCCUACAAGUCAGCCCCAACCAGCUUAUGGGUCUGCUAGCUCUCAGACAAGUUACGGACCAGUGGCACAAUCUUCAACUCAGACAGGACAGGUUGGACCCCCAUUUAACAGCACUGGCCCCAGUCCAGGAUCUGGACCUACAAGCAGCAACUUCCAACCACAUCAGGGACAUCCAUCACAUCCGUCACAUCCAUCUCAUGGACCAUCAUCACAGCAGCCACCAUCACAGCAGUCAUCAUCGCAGCAGCAGCCACCACAGCAACAGUCCCAACAAACACAAGCUCCAGGAAAUUAUGGAGGUCCAGGGAAUGGUCCAUCAGGAAAUUUUGCACCUCCAUCUACUCAAGCCCAAGUCCCUUCUCAGACAUCAACUAGUACAUACGUGGGCCGCUCAAGUCCAGGUCCUGGAGUAGGAGGCUAUGGCCCUUCUGCUGCAACCUCACCACCCUUUACUGGAUCUCCUCAGACAGCUUACUCACAAACUGGAACUACUACCAGUUCUGCACCAUCAGCUUCUACUCAAACUUAUCCUCAAGGGCCUUCAGCUGGUCCACAACAACAAAACUAUCCUGCCACCACGCAGUCCAGUAGCAACUACUCUCCUUCCGCACAGUCUGUUGCUAGUGGAUAUACUCCAACAACUCAAGUUAGCACUUUUCCACCUUCUACCCAAUCUGCUACUUACCCUUCAACAUCACAGUCUGGUGGAUAUCAGGCUUCAUCACAGUCAGGUGGAGCGAUAUAUUCUAUUUCAUCACAGUCAAAUGCUUAUCCUCCAUCAUCACAAGGAGGAGUCUACUCCACUUCGAGCCAGGCUGGUGGUUACCCGCAGUCAUCACAGGGAAGCAAUUAUCCACCGUCUACACAGGGUGGAAGCUUCCCUCCAACGAGCCAAACUACUUAUUCUUCACCAUCACAGGGUAGCAGCUUUCCACCCAGCACACAGGCUAGCAAUUAUCCUCCAAGUACUCAGAGUAGUGGGUACCCUGUCACAACUCAAUCCAGUGGGUAUCCUACGACGACACAGGCAAGUGGAUACCCUCCAACAACUCAAUCCAGUGGGUACCCUCCAACAACACAAACAAGUGGAUUUCCACCUACAACACAGUCCAGUGGCUAUCCGCCAACAACACAGUCUGGAGGGUACCCUCCAACCACUCAGUCAAGUGGAUAUCCUCCAACUACACAAUCAAGUGGGUACCCUCCAACUACACAGGCAGGCUAUCCACCUGUGACUCAGAGUGGGUACAUGCCUCCACAGCACCCACCGAGCACUGCUCCUGGACAGGCAGGCUUUCAGCCCCCUGGAGGUCCAGGUGGACCACAGGGUCCACCUCCUGGUUCAGUACAGAAUCCUCCUAGUGGUUAUGGCCUCCCACCUCUCCAGUCACAUCCAGCCACAACUCAGACCUAUGUUCCGCCACCUCCCCAGGCUGGUCAGCCACAAGGUUAUCCUCCUCAACAUGGCUACCCAUCUCAUGGACAACCUGGGUAUGGACCACAGUCAUAUCCUCCUCCGCCAACACAAGGGUAUUCCCAGUAUCGUCCGCCUUCAGGCCAAAUGCCACCUCCUGGGCCACAUGGCCCCCCUCCUCAAAGUCAGUAUGGUGGAUAUGACCAGAGCAGGUUUCCAAGUUACCAGCCACCACCACAGUAAUUGUAACACCCUUGAAAGAUUUGAGUCACUUCCACAUAUCGAGUAUUGGUGUGAAGAAGAGAAAUGAGGUUUCCUCCUUUUCAUAGCUUCAGUUAUUUAAACACCUCAAAGUGUGUAAUUAAUUAUGUAAUAACAUUGACUUGACUUUCAGAAAACUUCCAUGAAGUCUAUAAUUACAUGAUAUACUCACUUUAAUUUGAUAUAGACCAGUUAAGCUAUGCAGGCAGUGUUUUCAUGUCCCCAUUGCUUUACUGGAACUGAUUGUUUUAUUUCUUAUUGCUUGCAUGCAAGUGUAAACUAUUUUUUGUUACUGUUUUGUUCAGUGAUAAUCGCUGAAAUGUAUUCUUUACUUUUUAUACUGUGAUUUAUUUUUUUGUGCAGUGUAUCUAUUCUGUUUAAACAGAAAGUAAAUUUUACUGAAGUCAGUAACAGUAUGUGGAUAGCUAUUUUUUUAUAAAGGUCUAUAUAACUAGUACCUGAUGAGAAGAUUUACUUGUGUGCAGAAGUAUAGUAAACUAUACUUGCUCUUUUCAUAUUUCAUUUGUUCAUAUCAGAGCUUUGUAAGAUAGGAAAAGAGAUUAGAGAGAACAGUGAUUUCAUUUCCACCUCCUCAUUAAAAAGUUACCAGGGGGUCAGAUUGCUAUUUUGAGGGGUACCACUGCUUAAUUUGGUCUUUAUAGUGAUGGAAAAGUGAUGUGCAUGAAACAAAGAAUGAUGGUUAAUUGCAGUUAAUCCAAACUGCUGUAUACAUCAUCUACAUGGUUACAAAACUUUCCUUGGUCAUGUUGGCCAAGUACAUAAGAAAUAUGAUGAUGACAUUUGAAUAAAUGAUAACUACAGGUUUUGUGAAAAGAAUCCUUGAGAAAAUUGAAUUUGAUUGAAAUUAAAAGUAAAUAUUUGGAUGUGAGAUAAACAGAACUGUAGUUGCAGUGAAGGCACAGAGUAAAAAAGCAUGUAGAAAAUAUAAAAGAUGAGGAAAUAAUGUAUUAUUUGAGUCCUGUAGGAUGAGAAAUGAUCACAGAGAAGGUGUCUAUGAAAGAAUACCUUGCUUUUGUAACUUUAUUUAUCUUGACGGGUUUUUCUACUUUCUGUCUCUGUUGUCACGCCCAUUGCUCACACUCUGCAUUAACUGUUGUAUUUUCAUUAUAUUCUAACAAGAGGUCACAUUAUGUGUUCAUUUUUUUCAUUGGCUUAAGUUACAGUUUUGGUGAAACUGUAGUUUGGUACUUCUCUGUGUAUGCGUUAUCAACAAGAUCACUGCCCAUUUGUAGUCAGAUAUUCUGUUCUUUUUUUGGAAUAAUUUGUUGAUCCUUAGUAUUUCUCUUUCAGAGAAAUGAUUUUUGGUUUGUUUUGUGGAUAAAUUGCUUCUAUAUGGCAUUUCAUGCAGUUUGACUUUGUGAGCUUUGUUGACAUGUUUGCCAGAUAAGGCCUAUUCUUCCUGACUUUGCAGUUUUAAGAAAGUAAUUAUGCUGCAGUAUUUAAAUAGAGCUAUGUUUCUGUGUUGUGACUUCAGUGUUAAUUAGGUGUUAUAAACUGUAAGAUUCUCAUGCCUUCUAAGUAUGUAAGCUACUUGACAAGAUUAUCGGUCCAUUAUACAGUAUGUCCAAUACAGUAUGUGAAUUACAUAUAGACCUAAAAAUGAUCUGCAACUACUCCAUGUGUAUACUUACUGACACCUGGAGGUAAUACGUAUUUAUAUGUAAAAUAUGUUUAUUUACAUGCAUACUUUUUACUCAUUUUCCUCUAAGAUAUGUAAAAGGAAAUUAUUAUGAGAAUAGCUGUCUGUAACGUUUUUGUGAUACAUUGCUAAUGUAGUAACUAGGUGUUGCUGUAUGAUGUUGUGAUAUUAAAUGUGUCAUUUUUAAAUGUAACUAGUGCAAAAUAUUCUGGUUGUAUUAGUUUGCUUCUUUACAUUUGAAUUAGUGUGUUCUGUUAUUGUAGGAGAUCUGUGUCUUAAAUAUAUGUAAUCCAGUGUUCCUUUGUUUUUUUGUGUAAUUGCAUGCGUGUGUAUGUGCUCAUCUAGUUGUCCAUAUGUAUAGUGUUAAUGAUGUAGCAGGCAAUUCAGUGAAUAAAUAAAGAUAUCACUCAAAUGAAACGGGAGAAAAAUAUCUUCCAGAAGGAAA